Syzygium oleosum is the source of this 1580-nucleotide messenger RNA. RefSeq lists its product as uncharacterized. The record is from RefSeq and is a predicted model, not a curated record. The transcript has 8 exons. Lineage: Eukaryota; Viridiplantae; Streptophyta; Magnoliopsida; Myrtales; Myrtaceae. Bases 212 to 1456 code for a protein of 414 amino acids.
CCACUCGCUCAAAUUUUUCUCUACUUGCUGGCGAAGCAAAUUUGCUUUUACAGGCGAGAGAGAAGACGCAGCGCGCUGACGUUCAGCUUCCCCAUUCUUUAUAUAAACCGGCGAUCGUGGCCAGUGCAAUCUGUCUCGUGGAAGGAGCGAAAAACCAACGCUCAAGUGACUGAACCCUCUCCGUUCUUGGUUUCGGGUUGCUGUAACUAUCAUGGCCUACGUUCCUCCGCAUAAGCGACAUUCCAAGGAGAGCGGUGGCCCGUCCCCUGUUCCGGCAUCGCUUGAGCGGCGGUUCAAGAAAGGUCUUAACUCGAGGUCGCCCAAAAGUAGUGCUCAUCACUGGAUCGAUGCAGACACGGCGAAAUAUAGAUGGUUGGCUGUUGGUUUGGAUGAUGAUGGGGAUCAUCUUCCUUCUGGCGUCUUUCUCAAGCCGGUCUCUGUUGAGGCCGUUGGAUGGCAACCAGGAGCGAAACCGCUAGCCUUAGUCAAAAGCUGUAUAGUUAAUGAAGAAGAUGAAACUUUGCAGGACCAUAGGAGGAAACCUUGGGAACAGAUAGCCGAAACUGUGAUGCAAGAUUUAGUUUGUUCAUUCGAAACUUUGAGGAGUGAGAUUAAGGAUCAGAGCAUGGGAGAAACAAAACCAACAAUGGUUGCUAGAUUCGGCAAAAUUCUUUUUCGUGGGAUUCCUUCACUUCCAGUUGAAACUUGUGGAGAAAUGGUAACACUGAAACGGUUGAAAAGAUCAUUUCACACAUAUCUUCCUUCCUUUUAUAUGGAAAAUGUGACUCAUAAAGUUAUCCCAGAGAUUGGCCUUAGUUUUGAAGAUGAAAAGGAUGUAUAUCAUGUCGAGUUAUCUGAUAAGUCCAGGCCAGGUGCAACCAUCUGCUGCAAGUGUAGUGUUAUCAAGGCUGAGCAGAGACUCGAACUCUAUAAGGUCGAAUUAGGGCCGGUGCGACACCUGAUAGUUGAUGUAUCAUGCUUCAGUAAGGAUCUGGAUCUGAGGUUGAUGUUACGCACCAAGAGAAUCUUGACGGCUGUCAGCGAAAAUGAAAAGAACAGCAUCAGGGAUUUGGUUACUUCUGCAGUUUUAGAUUCUAGUGUUCAGGGGGGUUUAAGGUGGCCUCUGGAGAAGGCAUCAUCUGGGGAUAGAUACAGUGUCAUUGGGGUAUGGCAUACAAUCUCUACAACUUACAAGAAUUCAUUGAUGAGGCUGAAGGUGAGACAUGCUGAUCGGUUUGAUUUGAGGAUUUCCCAAGGGAAAGUUGUUGAAGAAAUUACCUUGAAGUUGAAUGGAAUAACUUCUGAAUUGCAUGGAGAGAGUCCGGAAACCAAUUCAAUCUCUGAUCUGCUUAAAGAUGCAAUAAAGAUGAUGUGGGAGCACUUCUUAUCUUGUGGAAAUGCGGUCAUUUGGCCUCUCUUUCUCAGCGCGCGCUCUCGCGUCGGAGAAUGUAAAUGAAAAUCAGGGUGAUUGUAUGAGUUUGUCUUGUGAGAUUGUACGAAUUGCAAACUCAGGAUGUGUGUAAUCCUUCUUCUGUUUUUUCGCCUAGUGGGAAUGAAUUUGAUCUAUGGCUAUCGCUCUA